Perca flavescens (yellow perch) is the source of this 9477-nucleotide messenger RNA. RefSeq names its product adenylate cyclase 9. Gene Ontology annotation, cellular component: plasma membrane. Gene Ontology annotation, molecular function: adenylate cyclase activity. The transcript has 11 exons. The record is from RefSeq and is a predicted model, not a curated record. NCBI's taxonomy places the organism in Eukaryota, Metazoa, Chordata, Actinopteri, Perciformes, Percidae. Bases 791 to 5257 code for a protein of 1488 amino acids. Gene Ontology annotation, biological process: adenylate cyclase-activating G protein-coupled receptor signaling pathway; intracellular signal transduction; cyclic nucleotide biosynthetic process.
UGUAAAUUGACCAUUUGUCGCACAUGUUGUGGAGAUAAGAGGGACAGUGUAACUUUUCUAGCCACUUGCUGUGCACAACGCCAACUGUUGACAGUCUGUAUCUGCUCACACAAUGAAGCCCUGGCCCUAACGCUGUCCUACCACGCAAUCGACGUUAUUUCGGAAUGAAGAACAAUCUGGGUAUUUUUUCCUGACGCUGUCUGAUUCUGUAAUGUCAGCAGUAUCGAAAUAUUGCGCACAUCCAGAUGAGGUCAUUUUCAGUCAUGUAACGUCAGCACCGACCUGAUGAAGGCAUAUCAUCGUUGCAUCACUAACCAGUCCUUUCCGAGAAGGAUGUUCAAUUCAGGAGGCAGAAAGAGUGUUGACAGUGUUUUUACCGCAGCUGGAGGGAAAGCCGGGCUCAGACCCAGAGCCUCUUUGGAGAAGGAUACAUGUGAUGUGUACUGACGCAAACCCGGGUUCGGAUAAUGAGCUGCUCAAGAAACUGGAACGGCGCGUCUUGUGCGAGUGAGUGUGCGGGCUGCUGUGUGCGUAGCAAAGACGUCUGUGCCGUGCUCACCAUUCAUGCACUGUGAUUAUUCCAACAAACACCUUUGCUCUCUCGUUCUCCCUCUCCCUCUGUCUGUCUGCCUGCCUGUCACUCUCUCACCGCCGCCUCCUCCCUCCUCUCCGUGCCACAUGUGCACUCGGUGUCCACGCACCGCGUCUAAUUGCCUGAGGGCCAUCAGAAGAUAUUAUUAAUAUUGAACACCUCCCCGCGCCCCUCAUAUUUCUCGUCACAACGGUCAAUAUGGCCACUCUGCAACAUCACCGGCAGCUUCUCAUGCACGGCACGGAAGUGAGCUGCGACUCCAGCGGGGAUGGCGCCGUGACCGUGCGGAUUACCAACAGCGCGCCACACGUGCAUCAACAUGAGCCGCUGAGGGCUGCCAGCAGUGGAGCAGGAGCCGGAGGCUUCGGGGGUGUGAGUAAAAUCAACCCUAACCUCCACAAAUACAGUAUUUCCUCCAGCUGCAGCUCAGACUCCAGACCGGCCGGGACCACCACUUCCAGGGUGCGUAGGAAGGCGCCGCCGCUGUUCGAGCGCUCUGCUGCUCAGUGCUGGGACCCCAAGUUUGACUCCCCCAUCCUGGAAGAAGCGUGCCAAGAGAGAUGCUUUCCUCAGACACAGCGGCGCUUCCGUCAUGUCCUGUUUUACCUGGCAGUGGCAGCUGUACUUUGGGGGGUGUACUUUGCGGUCAAUAGUGACCGCUGCAACCCCAUGGCCUUCCUAGUCCCCACAGCCUCCUUUUUAGUCCUCCUAGUGCUGCUCUUUUUAUUCACCUUAACCCAACCCUACACGUGGCUGUACAACCAAACAUCCUUGCUCCUGAUCGCGGCCACCUUCGCCAUCACCUUAGCUCCACAGAUACAGACUGCUGGCUACACUGAGCUGAAGAGGGCUGGCGGUGGCAAUGCCUCAUAUCCCCCACAAGUAGCACCAUCUCUAGCCCCUUGCAUCUCCCCCGUGGGAACCUUUUCCCUGUGCAUGGAGGUUCUGUUGUUAUUAUACAGUGUCCUUCAUGUCCGUCUGUAUGCCUCAGUGAUGCUAGGGCUCCUGUAUUCUAUAUUAUUUGAAGCAUUAGAAUGGCUGCCCUUGCUUCAAAAGAGUUAUGACACUACUGGAUGGGGGACAGGGUUAGUGGGUUCAGGUUCUGAUUGGGAAGGAGACACCCUCCGCUGGCUGGGCCCAGCCAAAGCUCUGCUCCACUUGUGCGCCCAUGUCAUUGGCAUCCACCUGUUCAUCAUGUCGGAGGUGCGAUCCCGCAGCACCUUCCUCAAAGUGGGCCAGGCUAUCAUGCACGGCAAAGACCUGGAAGUGGAGAAGGCCUUGAAGGAGCGUAUGAUCCACUCUGUCAUGCCGCGGCGAGUUGCAGAUGAGUUGAUGAAGCAAGGUGAUGAUGAGGGCGGCGGUGAGAACUCCGGCAAGCGUUAUUCCUCUGGUGCCUGCUCUGCCUCCGCCGUCUCAGUGGGUGGUGGAGGAAGCGGUGGAGCCUCACAAGCCCAAAUUGCCACAAGCGGCAAGAAUUACCCUUAUAACAAUCACAAACGCAAGAAGACCUCCAUCCCACGUGGACAGAUAAUCUUCCGGCCUUUCAAUAUGAAACGCAUGGAGCCUGUCAGCAUUCUCUUUGCGGACAUUGUGGGUUUCACUAGAAUGUCUGCCAAUAAGUCAGCACCGGCCUUGGUGGGCCUUCUCAAUGAUCUGUUUGGACGUUUUGACCGGCUCUGUGAACUAACCUGUUGUGAGAAGAUCAGCACCCUGGGAGAUUGCUACUACUGUGUAGCUGGCUGCCCUGAGCCGAGGCCAGACCACGCCUACUGCUGUGUAGAGAUGGGCUUGGGCAUGAUCCAAGCCAUAGAGCAGUUCUGCCAGGAGACAUGUGAGACCGUCAGCAUGCGUGUCGGCGUCCAUACGGGCACCGUCCUGUGUGGGAUCCUGGGAAUGAAGCGCUUCAAGUUUGAUGUGUGGUCAAACGAUGUCAAUCUGGCUAACUUGAUGGAGCAGCUGGGCGUGGCGGGCAAGGUCCACCUGUCAGAAGCUACUGCCCGAUUCCUGGAUGACCAUUACCAAAGGGAGGACGGGCAGGUGGCGGAGAGAGCCGGGCAAAGUGUGGUGGAGAAACUGAAGGGGCUGAAAACCUACCUGAUCUCAGGAAGGAAGUUGGAGCUUGAUGUGCAGUGUGGCUGUUCUCAGGUGGGACUGCCGGAUGGAGAUUUUGUUGGGGUCAGCCUGUCCUCCUGUCCUCAGCCCUGCACACCGGACCUCAUCCCAGGGGGAGCACAGGCUGCUGAGCCCCUGCUGCCUCACCAGCCUCCAGACAGGAUCAGGCCUCCCUGUGUGUCCCGUAGUGUGGUCUUGUCUCCGGGGACAGAGCAGGGGGAUGAUAUGGCCGUGCUGAACGGCUGCCAGGAGGAGCACAAGACCAGCAGUGCCAAGUUCAUCCCAGGUCACAGCCCCAGAGCAGCCAACGGUCUCCUGAGUCCCCCGCUGGAGGACCCGGUGCGAGCCAGCCAGAGCUCCCUGUGCGACAUGCUCCAGGAGAAAGAGAAGAAGACGAGCACUAGCACGGGGACCGGCACCAGUCUAGGCAUGGCUGGAGGCACAGGGGCAUCAGGCCCGGGAAUGGACCACUCCGCCCUGAUCCAGCUGCGUGCCAAGAACUUCAGAGAAAAGAGCGACGUCCACUUUGUGGAUGUUAUCAGGGAGGACAGUCUGAUGAAGGACUACUUUUUCAAGCCACCCAUCAACAAGAUCAGCCUCAAUUUCCUAGAGAGACCUCUGGAAAAGGCCUAUCGCAGCAGCUACAAGGAGGAGGUGAAGAACCAGGUGCAAGUGCAGACAUUUGCGAGCUCCACCUUCAGCUCCUUCCUGGAUGUUCUCCUCAGCUGUUUUGUCUUCUUGGCCCUGACGCUGGCCUGCUUCCUUCCACCUCUGGUGAGCCCGGCCACCGUGGGCCCUCCAGCUCCUGCUGCCCUGGCCCUGGCUCCCCUGGCGGGCCUGUUGGAGCUGGCCUCCCUGGUACUGUCCAUACGAAUGGCCUUCUAUUUGGAGGAGGUGAUGAACUGUACCCGCUCCCUGCUCCUGGUGGUCUCUGGAUGGGUCCCCCGUCACGUGAUUGGGGCUGUGUUAGUCUCCCUCCCUGCCAUAUCUGUCUUGUCCCACCUCACCUGCAGCGUCCAAUUGCCCCUCCAGGUGACCAUGUUCUUGUGCUGUGCCACCAUCCUGGCCAUCAUCCAGUAUUGUAACUUCUGUCAGCUAAGUUUUUGGAUGCGCUCAGUCCUGGCCACUGCAACAGGGGUCGCCCUGCUGCUGUUUCUGUACAGCCCCUUGCACAGGUACAGCUCCGGUAAUAACAGCUCGCCAGUUCAUGGACUGAACAUCUCCACAUCCAGUGAUGGUGGUUCAGCGUUAGACACUCUUGGCCCUGAACCUCCCCCGCAACCUCUCGACCUUCUGAUCCCAGAGGCUGUCCUGGCCUUCUUUCUGCUGCUUCUCCUGGUCUGGUUCCUCAACCGGGAGUUCGAGGUCAGCUACCGUCUCCAUUACCAUGGCAAUGUAGAGGCUGACAAACACCGCUCCAAGAUCCAGACGAUGCGAGACCAGGCUGAGUGGUUACUGGGCAACAUCAUCCCCAUCCAUGUCGCUGACCAGCUCAAGGUGACCCAGAGCUACUCCAAGAAUCACGACAGUGUGGGCGUGAUCUUUGCCAGUAUUGUAAACUUCAGUGAGUUCUAUGAAGAGAGCUACGAGGGUGGAAAAGAGUGCUACCGUGUCCUCAACGAGCUAAUUGGAGACUUUGACGAGCUCCUUCGUAAACCUGAAUUCAAAAGCGUGGAAAAGAUCAAAACAAUCGGUGCCACCUACAUGGCAGCGUCCGGACUGAACGUCCAGGAGUUGGCUGAGAAUGAUGAUGACUCUCUGCACGCUCACCUCAGGGCACUUUUCAACUUUGCCCUGGAGAUGAUGGGCGUCCUGGAUGACUUUAACAAGAACAUGCUGGGUUUUGGUUUCAAGCUCCGUAUUGGAUUUAACCACGGGCCGCUGACGGCGGGGGUGAUCGGCACCACUAAGCUGCUCUAUGACAUUUGGGGAGACACGGUCAACAUUGCCAGCCGCAUGGACUCCACUGGGGUGGAGUGUCGGGUGCAGGUGAGCGAGGAGAGCCAUGCUGUGCUCAGUGCCAUGGGCUUAGAGUUUGACUAUAGAGGUACAGUGAAUGUUAAGGGCAAAGGUCAAAUGAGGACCUUUCUGUACCCCAAAAGUGGGGAAAGUAUAUAUCAAGAUCGAACGGAGCUGGGCGCCAGGGUAGGACCCUCGUCCGUGGCAUCGACAGCCAAUAAUACUUCAGAAUCUGUUGCUUGUGCAGCAGCUCUUCCCCGCUCUUCUUCCACUCCUCCUUCCUCCUCUCUUUUCACACUCCCUACUCAACCACAGAGCGUUAUAAGGCCUUCAAGAGCAGGGCCUGAGCCUGUCCAAGCUAAGUCCACAGAGGUGAGGGAGGAGGGAUAUAGGGACCCUCCACACCUCCCUGGGCAGUCCCCUGCCAAAGACCUUCACCUCCCUCCACACUCUGAACUGGGCCAAGAGCCUAGUGCAGCACAAGUGCCCUCCCAGGUGCAGCCUGCUCCUCUCGCACUUCAAGAAGAGGAGGAUGAAGAGGUGGAGACCAACGAGCUAACAAUACUCAACGAGGAGUUUUAUGCCCGUCUUUGAUCCCUGCUCUUCUCUUCCCCUGUCUUCUGCCCCACUGCUGCCCCCGGCUGCUGACUCUCCAGGACCGAUUGCAGGUGCAGGGCAGGAUGUCCCUACCUUUAGGCGUGGGUGAAGUGGCUUCGGCAGAUGAAGAAGAGGGAGUUUUUCACUCCAACACAAACAGUGGCUACAGUGGCUAUGAAAAUGGCUACUACUGUCUUUCAUGAUAAUGUUGCCUGAGUGCUGGGGUGGGUUAGACCUGUGUUGAGCACAGCAGUGUAUAGGGAAGAAGGCUGAAAGGGGUUCAGAGGGAAGGACGUUUUGUUGUUGAUGAUUUUUCUUAUUCAUUUUUGUUAUUAAGUGCCUUCAGGACUAGAACAGUGAACAAACAAAUAUGAAUACUGAACAAAGUUUUAACAAUCUUAGACUACAGAACAUGCUGUGGUUUCUUACUCCAUGCUUUUUAUUUUCAAUGGAAGUAUUUCUUUAAAAAAAACAUUAUUGUUGUGCCAUAUCAUUUCUUUUAACGUGAUCAAAGUCUAGACCUUACUUAAGGGGACAUUAUUUUAGAUUCUAUAUAAGUGCCAGUGCAGCAUAAUGGGCUGAGCAGGGAACUAUGGGAAGAAUGAGGGAAUACAUAAAGCAGUGUUAAUUUGUAAUUCUGCUUUGAAAUGAGGGCUUAAAACAGUAUUAAUUUGUGCUAGUCUCGGUAAAAGAGGACAUGCUACAAAGCAGGCUGCAUACAUUUUAGUUUGUAUAGCAGCUAAAUGCACAUUUUAAGCACAGGUCUUGCACAGUGUUUUGUCGACCACUUGUAUUUGGUAGUUAUUACCGUGAAAUAGAUUUUAAGAACGUUGAAACAGAGUUCUUGUCCGUCACAAGUACAAUCAAAAGCACAACAUGAAAUCAAAAAAGGGAAUAUAGAUAUGGAGGAAAAGGUGGUUUUAAACAGUGAGAUGAUCACAAACGCAGGAAGGCACUUUAAAUAUACUUGAAGUGAUAUUCCACUGAAGAUGUGUCUUUUGAGUAUGACCCGUUCUGCUUUUUCAUUGGUCAGAACCACUCCGUUGGAGCUCCCUCAUAGGCUAGACUGAAAGCCGCUGUGUUGCGUAAAGAGAAAUAGGGCAAACAACUAACUUGUUGCACCUACCUUUACCUAGAGAUAUUCUAUUAAAUUAUUUUUGUUGGUACAAAACAAAUUAAAAGACCAAAAGUAUUUAGUAUGUUUGGGGGCAUUGUAUGUCUUUUUUUCAUUAUAGCAAAGUAAAGUAAUGACAGGAAACGAGAGAGAGAGAGAGAGAGAGAGAGAGAGAGAGAGAGAAUGACAUGCAACAAAGGUCCCUUAAUCCCUUGGCCAGGGGGACUGUAUUCAGUGGCUGAUGUGGUAUGUUAGUGAGUAUUUACAGCAGCAGGGCGGUGUAUGUGAGAUUGACUCAAAAUGAAACUACAUAGACCAUGUUUAUUGUAAUGAAGCAACAUGUGAACCAGUGUAACAAUGUGGCUCAUUAUUGUUUUUAAUAACAGAACUCUAAGGCACAGAGGAAUGACAUCAUACUACACAGACAAUACUUGUUAGUAAGAUCAAUUGAUCAAUUAAUCAAUGGUUUUGGUCUUUUCAUGGAAUUUGUUAACCAUAAGAAAAAUACACCAGACUUAUCCUUUAAAGCCUACAGUGGGGUGAGAGUUUGAUACUCAAAAGAUGUUGAGUGGAGUAUCACUUGAAGUGGGACUGUGAGGGAGAAUCAGUCUUUAGAUAUUGAUAGAUGAUAAGGGUUAGUCCACAUUGCUGUUGGUUAAAGUGUUAAAGUGCAGAUCAAGUUAAUCAUUCAACAGUUUAAAACCUCGCACUCAGAUGUAGUUUCAUUCGUUGCCUUCAUUGCAGGAAAAAAGAAAAACAUUGGUCAGUCCAUCACUAUAGAUGUAUUCAAUAGUUAAGUAUUGUCUGCCUUUAGCUUUGUGAUUUGCUGUUGAAGGGGUGGGACUUUUAACUUUAUCCUGUCACAACCUUUAUACGGAGAAGGCCCUCUACUGUAUCAAUAUACAUAAAUUGUGCCACUUUAAUUGAGUGAUCUACAGGUGCAGUGCAACCUAAACUAGCUGAUUGUUUUGUGGUGCCUAAAAAGUAUGACUGUAUUUUUUGAGUAUUUUGGUUUUCAGAAAGUUUUUUAUCAUGCUGUUUUCAUAAUGACGAUAGAUUAUGACUGUAUGUUUGAAGAAAUUAUGCUUGUUGUGCACGUUUUGCUGCAAUUGUUUUUCACAAAUUCCAUUUGUUUUUGCUCUUUUCCAUUUCUUUCAUACUGUCAUCAACCGGUAGCCUGGACUAGUGUGGUGGUGGUGUUCUCAUUGAAUAGCUGGCACCUCUGUAGUUCUCUUUGUUCCUUAUUCACUUCAUGCUUUUAUCUUUACUCUUUAAAGCACUUGUUUCCCUCUUGUACUUUGCGUGUAUGUGUGAGAGAAAGAUAUUUAAUUUCUACUCCAAGUCAUUAAAAUAGAAAAGAUCACUGUAAUAUGAUGCAAAAUAAUAUCAAUCAACUACAUGGCCACUGUUUAUUUUGCUGUUGAUGCCUUAUCUGUAGUGGAAUAACAUGCACAAAGCUGCAUUCUUUAAGAAAGCCCUGAAGUUUGAAAUAUGUGUAAUGAUGCGGCAAACACAUACAAACCGCCACAUAUUUUAGAGACUGAUCAACAUUUGGGCUAAGUAAUCUUGCCUAGAGAACCUAUGGCCACACACAUAGCUACAGAGAUGAUAUGAAAAAGAAGGAACCAUCUCUUUUUAUGUAGCCAUCUCCAUCUGUAGCAUAAAACGCAUCUUUGUUUACCUCUACCAUUGUGCACUCCAAACAUACACAGCCAGUGCAUUUUGAAUUAGGAAUAUGCUUUUAAAAUAUUUUGUAACAGGCACAUCUCUCGUAUGCUUGUAGUGCAUAUUCUCAACAUGCUCAAGUUUGCCAAAACCUAAUAAACCAUACCACACAACGUUGUAAAAACAGAUGAGAAUAUCAGUUAUCAGUUUUCAAGGAAAGUUUCCCCCUACAUUUUCCAGAUUACCCUUCUGCCUCACGUUGUUAGAUAAUCCUUGGUGAUUGAUUUUUUAUGUCAUGUAGCCUUAGCAUGCACCACAGUAACAGAAACUAUCCAUAGUAGAUAUGAGAUAUGGGGCUCCACAGGUUGACGGGCACACCACAACUCCAGUAGCGCACAUCUGUACACACGUAUAAAUAAAAUAUUCAAGUGAACACUGCUGGCUCUGUGGUCUGUUAUACAUGGGGGGAGAAGUAUGCGCGAUCUUGUUUGCAUGGGAAUGAAUGAGCAGUUUUCUUUUUUUGCCAGAUACAUUACAUUUUUAGUUUGAUUCUGCACCAUGCUAUCAUCUUUAAAAAAAAAUUGAAUUUCAAUAUCAUUCUUUCUACAGUUAUGUUGAACAUUAAGCAUGUAUUGCCAACACGCAGGAUUCUUUAAAUCACUAAGCUUUGCUCAUUUAAGGUUACUUGGAUUUUACUCUUCUCUGACAGUGUAUUGAUAGAUGAUGUGUGCACCACAAGAUUUGUUUUAGUUUUGGCAGAGGAAAAGACCUGUCUUUAGAGGUCCAGCGCUCCAGUUAAAAAAAAAUGCAUUUAAGAACAGCCAAGUGCAUUGAGGAGAAGUUUAAAGCAUUCAGUCAUCCCUUUUUUGUUGAGGAAGUGUGAUUCUGUUUAUCUGACGGAAAAAUAGAGGAAAGAGUGUUCUAUUAGCACUUAUUAAAAUCAUCACAGAAAAAUAGCAUUGCCUUAUCACUAAUUUAAAUGGUGACAGCUCCACAUCUUUGUAUUACAAAGUAUAAAUUCAACCCGUAUGUGUUUUUAAUUACACUGGGACAAAACUUAGACAGAGUUGUUUGAUUUCAAAUCUUUGUGUAUUUGUUUUAUGUUCAUGAAAGAGUUGUAUUAUGUAUGUUUUGUGCACAUUACCCAUGUAUCAUUUAUCAACACAUGAUCGUAAUCUGUACACAUUUGCACAAAGCACUCUGUUUGUACAUAUGCAGUUAUUUUAUGUCACAUAUGAGUUUUUUUAUACAUGUGCAUGUGUCAGAUUUUGCCAGAAAACAAUGAAAAAGCGACACUUACUAUCAAAUUGAUUUAAUGUGUGUCUGUUUGAGUGAGUGUUUUAUUAUUUUUAUUUCAGUAUGAGAGAAAUAAAUCUCCAUGCAGAAAAAAAAAUUGAGUGCACUGUGAAGUAUAAAGGAAAGAUGAGUUAAUGUCAAA